AUGGCGGCAUGGCGGCCGGCGCGAUUUGCACGCGGCCAUGGGUGGCGGCGUGGUGCAAGCGCUGCUCGAGGUGGAGGACGGGCAGCGGACGGCGGCGCAUCGGCGUGGAGCUGUUCGAUGGAAUGCCCAUUAGGUAAGCAAGCAGGAACCGGGGCGUCGUCGGUGUGGGGCCCGAGCCAGGCGCUGGUGUCGCUGGUCGGCCUUGGCCUCGCCGCCUCCAUCGUCGUCCCGCAGCUCUACUGUUACGCCACGGAGGCGCUCAAGGCGGCGGUCGUGUGCCCCGCAGGCGACUACAAAUGCGACGCGCGCAUGCUCCUCGACCUCCCGGAAGAUUGUGCUAAACACUUCAAAGGGGUCAAGAGUCGCGCAUCUGGUGAACAGACAGAAAAAAGUUUCAGAGUUGCUUGUAGAAGAACUAAAGCAGGAGAAGAGGAGGCAACACAAGCCCAGCAAGAGGCUGAUGUUAAGUUGCUCGAGGCCCAGAAAUUAGCUUCACAGUAUCAGAAGGAGGCUGACAAAUGCAGCUUAGGCAACACCUGUGAAGAAGCUAGAGAGAAGUCAGCUGUAGCAUUGGUCCAACAGAAGAAACUGACUUCUUUGUGA
Molecule: messenger RNA, 603 nt
Organism: Miscanthus lutarioriparius
Lineage: Eukaryota; Viridiplantae; Streptophyta; Magnoliopsida; Poales; Poaceae
Source: the annotation of a GenBank genome assembly